This is a messenger RNA of Dicrocoelium dendriticum, 1745 nucleotides long. The record is from the annotation of a GenBank genome assembly. Lineage: Eukaryota; Metazoa; Platyhelminthes; Trematoda; Plagiorchiida; Dicrocoeliidae.
GAUAUAUUCAACACAGUCAAAAUGAACGAUAUCGACUUGGACCGCAGAGCUAUCUCAAAUUUUCGCACAUAUUUGCAGUUUCCUACUGUCCAUCCUGACCCCGACUAUAGCGCUUGCGUGGAAUGGCUGCGUUCGCAAGCGACGGAGCUUGGCCUCACUUUUACCGUGAUCCAUUUUGUGACAAACAAUCCUAUUGUCGUCAUGGGCUGGGAAGGAAAAGAACCGAGUCUACCAUCCAUUUUGCUCAAUUCUCACAUGGAUGUAGUUCCUGUUGACAAAUCCAGAUGGACACACCCUCCAUUCGCGGCUGAUAUUGAUGAUGAUGGCAAGAUCUUUGCUCGAGGAAGUCAGGACAUGAAGUGUGUUGGAAUGCAACAGCUAGAAGCUGUGCGCCGUUUGAAGGCUCGUGGCACCACGCAGCUGCGCCGUACCGUCUACUUGAGUUUUGUUCCCGAUGAAGAGCUCGGUGGUAAACGCGGCAUGGAACCGUUCGUUGAGGGAAGGCCAAGCUUGAAGCAGGAUCCUCCUACGAAGUUAACAUUUUCUGAACUCAAUGUCGGAUUUUGUCUUGACGAAGGUUUGGUCAGCGCCACAAAUGACUACGAAGCUUUCUACGACGAACGACGAUAUUGUUGGUUUAUAGCUCAUUUUCAUGGCGUUGCUGGUCACGGCCUGUCACUUUUGGAGGGAACAGCUGGCGAAAAACUCACCUGCUUUCUUCAACGCGUCGCGAAUCUUCGCUCUGCGGAGAAAGAUCGUUUGGACCGUUCCAACGGAAAUUUGACUUUGGGUGAUGUGACCUCAGUUAAUUUGACCAUGUUGGCCGGUGGUUCACAACCCAACGUCCUUCCAUCAACUCUGUCUGCCUGGUUCGACGUGCGACUACCUCCUUCUGUGUCACUGAGCGCUUGGAAGGACCAACUGAAUCAGUGGGCAGAGGAAGCCGGAGGUGGAAUAGAGUUUGAAUAUGUCACUACUGCACCCGAUACUUGGGAGGCUGCUCCUAUUCCCGACGAGAAGACAUGCCCCUUUUGGUCCACGUUGACAAAAGUCUGUCAACGUUUUGGUGCUGAUGUCAGUAAACGCAUCUUUCCUGGAGCUACCGAUUCCCGAUUCGUUCGUCAGUUUCACCGCACCGCCAACGCUGCCCCAGGCUGCAGAAGAAUACAAGCCAUCGGAUUUACUCCGAUUCGUCGGACGCCUGUUCUACUCCACGAUCACGACGAAUACGUUACCGAAGAGGAAUUUCUAAAUGGAUGCAGAUUGUACACCGAGCUUCUCUAUGACUUGUCUGAAUUACCCUAAGCGAAAUUCACUCAACCGCUCCUGUCUGUGAAUUCUUGGGGCGCGAGAUUGUCUUCUUUCACGGUAGUCGGUACAGGACUGUUUCCAUUUUCCUGUACUUUUCUAAAGGUGGCCGUUUCUCUAUCGUCUCCAAUCACAUCGGCGUUUUUCUAGCCAAAUUUUGCUGCUUCAUUUUGAGAACAAUCUUAGUUUAUACCGAAAUUGUGCUUUUUUCUUUGUUGAUUUCUUAUGCUUACCAUCAUCCGCCAAACGCGUUUGACUUUUCGGACGCCCAUGAAAUGCAAUUCAUCUGCGAAAGUUGGUUCUUUAGAAAUUGUAAUUCCACCUGCAUACACUUAUUCGAAGCGCCUUUCCUGUCACAAUUCAUCUGCUGGUUACAUAUGUUACCGCCAAGUCUACCUAUUGCUGACCAUAAGAUUUCAAGUGGCCUUCUUGAACAA